AAGCUAAGCUUCAUUAUACCUAUUCUUUCGAGGUUCGACAGGUUCGACGACGCCAACUUGUUAUAGCUUGAGAAUCCAUCGAAAAUACAUUUAUCCAACAUACGGCUCAAUAUAGAGCAUACUCAACUACCAUGGUUGAAUCAGAAAUCGCGCCCAAGUUCGCGCCCUUUGUCGGCAUGGCCGGCAUUGCGGCUGCCAUGAUCUUUGGCUGCAUUGGAGCAGCAUACGGAACCGCGAAAUCAGGAAUCGGUAUCGCAGGUGUGGGCACAUUCAGGCCAGACCUGAUCAUGAAGUGUCUGAUCCCCGUCGUCAUGUCCGGAAUUAUCGCCGUUUACUCGCUCGUCGUAUCCGUCCUGAUCGCCGAAGACUUGAACCCUCCAUCGCAAUCGAGUUAUAGUUUGUUCAGUGGCUUUCUGCACUUGGGAUGUGGUCUAGCUGUCGGAUUCACAGGACUUGCGGCUGGAUACUGUAUUGGUGUCGUUGGUGACAAAGGUGUUCGCGCGUACAUGGAACAGUCCAGGAUAUUCGUCGGCAUGGUUCUAAUCCUCAUUUUCGGAGAAGUCUUGGGUCUCUACGGUCUUAUUGUCGCACUUAUCCUCAACACCAAGAGCAAGGGCUAGAUCACUCGAAUACGGAUACUACGAUCACUCACAAUGGCCAUUAAAUGUUCAUAUGAAGGAGCAUAACAUAAGCCCGAUCUGUAAGGGCAUACUGUAAUCCAUAGCUGCAUGAUCAACGGCGUUUUAUGGGUAUGUAGAACUAAGGGUAAACUAUUAGAACCGUUGACGGUUGGCAGGUUAAUGUCCGGCCAGAUGAGUUGGCCAGGACCUCUGUUGGUGUAUGAGACAACUCAAGAGAUCGAAUUAUGGAAUCAUCUUCAAAUCAAAAUCCAUUAUAACUAAGUUCAUUGAAAUUGUGUUAAAUUCAUAAUGCUAAACAAGAGUCGGCUAGCUACAGUACAGCGAAGCCAAAAGGAAUGGUGAAG
This is a messenger RNA of Hypoxylon trugodes, 985 nucleotides long. Its product is annotated as V-type ATPase. The record is from RefSeq and is a predicted model, not a curated record. The coding region runs from base 132 to 620 and encodes 162 amino acids. Gene Ontology annotation, molecular function: proton-transporting ATPase activity, rotational mechanism. NCBI's taxonomy places the organism in Eukaryota, Fungi, Ascomycota, Sordariomycetes, Xylariales, Hypoxylaceae. Gene Ontology annotation, cellular component: proton-transporting V-type ATPase, V0 domain. Gene Ontology annotation, biological process: proton transmembrane transport. The transcript is spliced from 6 exons.